AUGGGUGAUGUCGGAGGCUGCCGCAUUUACAAAAUGACCCAGAAACAAUCUGCUAAGAAUAUCCUCCAGCAAGACAUGGUGGCAAAUGUAGAGGCCUUGCACACACAAGCAUACACUCUGAUGGCACCAUGUGGAAUCCAACCCAUAUUGCAAGAAAAUGAAAUGUUAAAUGAAACAGCUGUCACAGAAUUCUUACUUACGGGAUUUUCUGAUAUCCGAGACCUAGAGAUCUUAGGUUUUGUGAUAUUUCUCUCCAUUUACUCCACCGCCGUAACGGGUAAUCUUCUUCUUGUCCUGACUAUAAUCCAGAAUCGCCACCUGCAUAGCCCUAUGUAUUACUUCCUGGGGAAUUUGUCAGUGUUAGAUGCCUUCUACAUCUCUGUCACUGUCCCAAAAUUGAUGGCCAUGUCACUGACAAACAACAAACUGAUUUCCUUCUCUGGAUGCGUGGUCCAAGUAUUUUUAGUUAUUACAUUUGCGGGUUCUGAGUUGUCCUUUCUCACUGUGAUGGCUUAUGACCGUUAUGUCGCCAUCUGUCAUCCUCUGCAGUACAUGCUGGUCAUGAAAUGGAAUGCAUGUUUCCAAAUGGCAGCUUCUGCUUGGAUCUGUAGUUUAAUCUAUGCAGUCGUACAAACAGCUAACACAUUUAAGUUACAUUUCUGUAGGUCAACUAUAAAACAAUUCUUCUGUGACAUUCCCCAGUUAUUAAUCAUUUCAUGUACUGAUACAACAGCUAACUUGUGGCUUAUUGUUGCCGUCAUGAUUAGUCUGGGGUCGUUUUGUUUCUUUUUCAUAUUAGUUUCUUAUGGGUUCAUCUUCUCUACAGUGUUCAAGAUGCAGUCAGCCCAGGCCAGGUACAAAGCCUUUUCUACCUGCAUUCCACACUUGAUUGUGUUCUGCUUGUUUCUUUCUACUGGCAUGUUUUCUUACUUCAGGCCCAAAUCCAUGUCCUCCCCAUCUGUAGACCUUUUAGCAGCUGUCUUAUACGUAGUCUUGCCACCACUCAUGAAUCCCAUAAUCUAUAGCCUGAGAAACAAAGAGAUCCAAGAGGCCAUGCAGAAAAUAUCAAAGAAGGUAUUUGGAUUUCAGCUGGUCAUCUGA
This is a messenger RNA of Eublepharis macularius, 1101 nucleotides long. Its product is annotated as olfactory receptor 14I1-like. Gene Ontology annotation, cellular component: membrane. Gene Ontology annotation, biological process: G protein-coupled receptor signaling pathway. Lineage: Eukaryota; Metazoa; Chordata; Lepidosauria; Squamata; Eublepharidae. Bases 1 to 1101 code for a protein of 366 amino acids. The transcript is spliced from 3 exons. The record is from RefSeq and is a predicted model, not a curated record. Gene Ontology annotation, molecular function: G protein-coupled receptor activity; olfactory receptor activity.